Gamsiella multidivaricata is the source of this 1218-nucleotide messenger RNA. RefSeq lists its product as uncharacterized. Lineage: Eukaryota; Fungi; Mortierellomycota; Mortierellomycetes; Mortierellales; Mortierellaceae. The record is from RefSeq and is a predicted model, not a curated record. The coding region runs from base 135 to 1070 and encodes 311 amino acids. The transcript has a single exon.
GUGGUGGUGGUAGGGGAGGAGGAGGAGGGUUGAGUGAGUUCGCGGCGAGGAAUAGUAGGCAUAGUUCGGAUUUGUCAGAAAGUGUGCGCUCCGCGACGGUCUUUGGUGUAGGCACCGACGCUGCGCAGGUGCAGAUGCAGCUACAGAUCCGACAGCUCAAGGGCGAGAAUUUGCGUAAGGACGAGCAGAUGGAAGAGUUGCUCGUGAAGAUUGCAGAGUUGACAGCAAACGUGUCACGUCUUGAACACCAGCAACAAGAACAACAAGAACAAGAGGAACAUCAGGAGGAGCGACAAGAGGAACAACAACAGCAACAACAACAAGAACAACAACAACAACAACAACAACGGCGUCAGGAGGAGGAGGAACCAGUCGCCUCGAUCCUGAUUCUAACACCGAGUAAACAUAUCUCAAAAACUCAACACGUCUCCAUAUCCACCUCCGACAUCAGUUCUAAUCUCAGUACCAGUACCAGUAUGUUGACUGCCGGGCACGGUGCCUCAUCAUCAUCGCUAUCCCCGUCCACAACAACCGUAUUCUCUGUGAACAGCGUGGGCUAUGACCUCUCACUCGAGCAUCCGAAACUCCUGGCAAGAUACCAGGCCCUGCGGAUGCAGCACGCCCAAGCAUCCGAGUAUCUCGAUGUCCUCGAAUCCGAGAACCAAGAACUCAAAGUCCAAUUGCUCGACAUCAACAGCAGCAUCGCGGAAAUCGUCAACGAUAUCCCUAGCACAAACUAUAUUCAGACACAGCCACAGCCACAGCCACAGUCGAGAACCGUCGCGGUCUAUUCGACAACUUCGGCGUCCUCACUGCAUCACCCUGCCGCAUCGAAGUUGACGCCUCUGGACAUGGACGUCGCAGCCACAGCCGUAGCCGCUAGGCGCGGUGCUAGCAAGUAUGUCUCAUCCACAUCUUCAUCGUCACCAGCUGUGACAUCCACUACGACUCCUAGCUCACCCACGAGUCCCAUGCUGGCCCCAAUAUUGACCCACAAGUCAUCGCUUCGCUACUCCAAAGACAGUCAGGUCUCGCCCCCGACCACCGAUGUUGCCCUUACGUUUCAAUGAUAAUCAAGUUCGUAAAUAUCGAGACAAAGAAGACGCACACGCGUACCCGUCUCAUAAUAAUAAUAAUAAUAAAGUUUUUCUUUCACGCUUUGUCUUCGCGUGUGAAAGAUCUCUCUACAUUUUAGAUUGAAGUUAAUCAACUUUUGGC